Messenger RNA from Fusarium musae, 1095 nucleotides. RefSeq lists its product as uncharacterized. Gene Ontology annotation, molecular function: hydrolase activity. The record is from RefSeq and is a predicted model, not a curated record. The coding region runs from base 1 to 1095 and encodes 364 amino acids. Lineage: Eukaryota; Fungi; Ascomycota; Sordariomycetes; Hypocreales; Nectriaceae. The transcript is spliced from 3 exons.
AUGUCAUAUACUACGACAGCAAUUGAAGAGGCCACAGCCUCAUUUCCAAGCUUGAAACGCUUGGAAAUAGGACCGGAUGAAUACCCUGGUCUUGAUCCCGAAUGGCGAAAACUAUGGAACACUCAUGGAAGUUCCAUGGUUCGGGCAGAUGAAGUCAGCAUCGAGGAGUAUCGCCUCAAUCCCGCAAAAUACAGCUUCACCUAUCCGACAUACAAAGGUCCAGAAGUCUUCCAUGUUGAAGAUAGGCAAAUCCCAGUGACGAAACCAGAGGGCUCGAUCACUGUGAGAAUCUAUACUCCAGAAGGACCUGGGCCGUUUCCUGUUCAUCUGAACUUCCAUGGUGGAGGAUGGGUGCUAGGAGGUCUUCAGUCUGAAGCAGCAUGGUGUCGACACAUGUGCAAUAAGGCUUCCGUCAAAGUCAUCGAUGUUGAUUAUCGUAUGGGCCCGGAAUACAAGUAUCCAACAGCCAUAUAUGACUGCUGGGACGCUGUAAAAUGGACCAUAAACAACGCGACUGAGCUUAAUAUUAACCCACAGAGCGUCUCGUUCGGAGGUCUUUCAGCAGGUGGACAUAUGACUGCUGUUUUGGGUCAUUUUGCUCGCGACGAGGGCAUCGACAUCAAGUUGCAGCUCUUGAUUGUCCCGGCUACAGACAUGCGCUACUGUAACUCAAAGAUAAAACAACUCACUGCAGAGAACUGUCCAUAUGAGAGUGUCUUGCAGUUGAAGGAUGUUCCAUGGGGGCCUCUUGGGCGAGAGCAAUGGUUCUUGAAAUAUUUCGUUGGCGAGGACGCUGAUGAGCUGGAGGAUAAAUUGAAUAGCGAGUGGAUCCUUACUCCAGUUAUCGCCCCAAACUUCAAGGAUCUUCCUCGGGCGCAUAUUGUCACUGCAGAGUUUGAUCUCGAAAGAGACGAAGGAGAGUAUUAUGGGCAGUUACUAAGGAAUGGUGGGAACGAGGUUACGGUGAAGCGCUAUGCCGGCUGCCCUCAUGCUUUUGCGCAUUAUAAUCAUCCAGAGAGAGGUUUGGCUAGGGCCUUUGAGUUCAUUGAGGAUACGGCCAAGUUAUUAAGAAAUGUCCACAAGAUAAUUUCAUAG